Molecule: messenger RNA, 1389 nt
Organism: Xenopus laevis (African clawed frog)
Lineage: Eukaryota; Metazoa; Chordata; Amphibia; Anura; Pipidae
Product: serine protease 27
Exons: 6
Coding region: 448-1389 (313 amino acids)
Source: RefSeq, a predicted model, not a curated record
GUUCGCGAACAUGUUCGCGAACAUUUUUUCCGACGUUCGCUACAUCCCUAUUCUGGCAUCCCCGAAUAUGGCUGAGGGAGAAUGUUGCUGUACUACUGUCUGGGUAGAAGAUUGUUAGGACUGGAGAACAGUGUCAGUGAUUCACUAAGGGAGGGGAAUACAGACAGAGUUUACAAUGGGAGGCAAAAAAACAAAGGAAUGAUAAUGCGGGUUUUGCAACUCUAUGAACACCUGACUAACAAACUUAUAUAAUUACUAUUUAUAACUUUUUAUAAGCCAGCUAUAUAUCUGCAUCUGUCCCACAGUUCUUGUUUGUGGAACAUCUUCAUGCCAGAGGCUGUCACCCCGGGCUACUUCAAGAUCUAUCCUUAAACUCUCAGUGGUCCUUCAAUUAAUUCUUCAGACGCACCUGGAGUCCUUUAAUCUGAAACAGCAGCAAAAAGGAUCAUGGGACUUCUGAUGUUGUUCUCUCUUGCCCUUCUAAUCAUAGCAACAAGUCCUUCAUAUAUUUUGGCAUACUCAGGAUGCGGAAAGCCUACUAUACCAAAUCGUAUUGUGGGUGGCCAGGACUCGGUUCAAGGGGAGUUUCCGUGGCAGUUGAGCUUGAGGAAGAACGGCCUGCAUAUCUGUGGAGGUUCACUUAUCGACAGCCAGUGGGCCAUCAGUGCUGCUCACUGUUUUGCACAACCAGUCUCAGUCUCAGAAUUCAAAGUGAACCUUGGGGCAUACCAACUAUCUGUGCCUUCUGGGAUUUUGGAGAAUGUGGCUGCCAUUUACAUUCACCCCGCGUUCAAGGGGAUCGGUAACAGUGGCGAUAUUGCACUAAUCAAGCUAGCGAAUCCUGUGCAGUUUACAGACUUAAUCAUACCUGUCUGUAUUCCCACCCCAAGCGCUGUCUUUUCUAAUGGAAUUAAUUGCACCGUCACUGGAUGGGGCUCUGUCAGGCAACUAGUGAGUCUUCCAUAUCCACGGACUUUACAGAAGGUCGCGGUUCCUAUUAUAGAUCGUGUGUCCUGUGAUCAGAUGUACCACAUUGACAAUCCUUCGCUGGCGGCUUCUCAGAACAUAAUAAUGUCGGACAUGAUCUGUGCAGGAUACAAUGCUGGAGGGAAGGAUUCAUGUCAGGGUGAUUCUGGAGGUCCCCUCGUCUGCCCCUGGAAUGGGUCAUGGCUUCUCGCUGGAAUAGUGAGCUGGGGUUUUGGUUGUGCUCUUCCAAACAGGCCAGGUGUCUACACCAGCGUCACAGCAUAUUCUGCAUGGAUUCAGGAAUACAUUCCCGAAUUCCAGCUAACACAAGCACAAAUCCCAGCACCUAACUACAGUGGGUCAUUGGCUUCAUCUUUGGAAAUCCUCAUAUUCUCACUGCUCCUGCAUAAACUUUUGGGCUAA